Molecule: messenger RNA, 7057 nt
Organism: Xyrichtys novacula (pearly razorfish)
Lineage: Eukaryota; Metazoa; Chordata; Actinopteri; Labriformes; Labridae
Source: the annotation of a GenBank genome assembly
AACCAUAACACGCCGCUAGGGGCAGUAGAGAGCUGACAGAGCGCAUUUCAAAAGGUGUCAUCAUUUUUUAUUGGAAAAAAGUACCGCUUCGUGCGAUCAUGUGCCGAGGAUUCAGCUGUCGGAUGCCCUGAAACAUGUUUUUCGAGGUAAGUGAUCACUCGCGUUCAUCCGGGCACGCUGCUCUGCUGUCAGAUUUCGCGCUUGACUUCACUUUGUGUCGUGCAGUGAGGCUGAAAUCUGCGAUCAGCUCAUCUUUGACUGAUCGUGCAAAGAAAUCAUCACAGGCUGUCUCAUUAUAAUACAAUUUAUAUUGAUUUAGACUCGGGUCAUUAAAAAAAAUCAACAAAUGCUCCUUAAAUUCCUAUUAAUGCAGAGUUCUCCUCGUUUUCAGUAAAGAGCAGCUAGCGAGACUUAACAUCUAAUUAUAUCAAGUGGACAACGUUAGCUGAGGUUAGCUAGCAGAGAUAAUGUGCUCAAUCAGUGUCAUGCAGGUGAGUUACCUUUAUUAAGAGUCAGGUACCGGAGCUAUCUCUGUGUGUGUGAGAGACACGUAACGUUACUGUGCGUGUGAAGUAUUCUGUAACGUUACCUUUGUUUGUUGUAAUGCUCCUUUAACAGUUAAGUUGUCAACACAUAGCGUCUCGUCGGAAGAAUAUGGCGGUGAAGUGGCCUGGUGGAGGAAUUGAUGUAGCUUAGUUUGCCGCUUGUUUUACGGUGUAAACAAAGUCCUAAAACAGCGUGUACGCCACCUGCACCGUGGAGACCGGGGCGGCGGUCAAACUACCGGGAACCGUUAAACUCUUCUUCUCCACUCCGCUCUACCUCUGCGCCCUCUUCUUCUGCCGGACUCUAACGGUGCCCUGCCAGCUGUUUGACUCAGCACUGCCCCCCGCAGGUUGUUAACGGAAACACAGCAAGGUUUAAACAUGAUGCUAAAAUAAUACUGGCGGGAUUAGAAACCAAGAAUACUUUAAAAACACGCAAUGAAACCAUUUAACCUUCCUCCUGUGUUAGCUUUAAGUACGCACCCACCAUGUGUCUUAAAUCAGCUGUAAAUUACACUAAAAACAAUUCUCUAUCAUCCAAUUUAGUUCUCAUCUCUGUGGGUUACCUUGUUAGGCUUCAUUAUCCAUGAAAAUAUUGCUUAUAAUAUUUUUUGUUGUGGUCCUCUGGGUCUUUCUUUGUCAGUAUACCCCUCACACAGACAUCUAUACUGAAUUGAUCUCACACGCUUGAACAUUCCCUUUGUUUUUUGUGCAGGGAAAAACAUGGAAAAAUGAGAAUUUGCUAAAUCACACAUGAUUGGAAGAGGAUCUGACUGCCAGUGCACAUAUGAUUUUAGGUUUUGCGCUAAUUUUUACAGAUAAAUCUAACCGAGUCAAAAGCACCCUAACAUGACAGGUGCCAUAAGUUUAAUAAGAGCAUUUUAUAAUUUAGUCAAUUUAAAUUUUUAUGUUUAUUUUGUUGAAAUAGAGGUUCCUGACAAAGUCAAAAAGUCUUGAUGCAAAAAAGCUUAUUCAAGUGGAUCUUUUAAGCAUUUUAAAAUGAAACUCAAGACCUACCGUUUUUAUCUGGCUUUCAGUUAAAUUUUGUUUUAAUCUUUUAAUCUGCAUUAUGUGAUUUUACCCUAUUUUAGUUGUUGAGUAACACUUUUACUUUAUUACCUCUUUUUAAUUUACUUUCUUUUAUUGUUUGAUUCUUUGACUGUUCUAUUUAAUUAACUCUUAACGUUUUAUCACCUUAAUUAUAUUUUAUCAUGGUUUAAUUGUUUUAGUCCUUGAUCCAGUGUGUGUGUGUGUGUGUGUGUGUGUGUGUGUGUGUGUGUGUGUGUGUGUGUGUGUGUGUGUGUGAGAGAGAGAGAGAGAGAGAGAGAGUGUAUGUAAGUGUCUAAUGUGUUGAAUGGGGUUUGGGUGGGUGGGGUCUGGUAUUUGUAUUUUUAUGUAUUUUAUUUCAUUGUUUCUAAUAUUCUGCUUGAAUGGACAGCACUUUGUGCUAAAUCAUAUGUAUGAAAAGUGCUUUACAAAUAAAGUCUGAUUGGUGAAAUACAAAAACGUAAAUGUACAAUACCUUAUAUACUUGAGCAAAAAAAAAAACCUUCGUUUAGUUUGUGCAAUAUAAUAAUGGCAGUAGAUAGUCAGAGUUGAGCCAAAACUUUUAGUUUUUUCAUUGUCUUUUCAAUCAACAGUGCAUCAGAAUUCACAUUUUUUCUUUGUACAUCUAGAAGCAGCAUUUGAACAGCAUCUUUCCAAGCUUGACUCUCAAAUAAAAAUGAUGGCAUCAAAAUGAGCAAAGUUUGAUCCAGAAUGGCCUUUAUUAGAGGUAUGAGAAGGGUGAAAAGCAACUCAACUUUAUUUAUGGAUCCAUGUGUUUUUACUGUUUGACUACCUUUAAGAACCAGAGUGUGAAGCAUUGAACCUUGCUUUACAUGUUACUUGACACCAUUUACCCAGCUAGCAAGUUGCAGUCAAGCUUUUCAACAACUGCAGAGCAGCCAGUUGAUUGGAUGAUAUCGACCCCAUGAAAACCCUCAAUUUUUACCAAGUGAGUUUAUCCAAACUCUAAUCCACUCAAAAUAUUUAACAAUUAAUUUAGGCUACAUUUAUUUAAUAGGCCAAUCAUGUUUCAAGCAAUUACAAGCCAAAAAUUCUCAAUUGAGAUGACGACUGUUGUGAAUUGGCGCUAUAUAAAUAAAAUUUGAUUGAUUGAUUGAUUGAAUAAGUUCCUUAAAAUAAGUUUUGCAUAUUGUUUCAAGAAACCUUUCAAGUAAAAUUUGCUUACAGCAUUUGCGUCCACUUUCACUUAUUUAAAACAAUUAAGCUCUUUUUUUGUCUAAUCAAGUCUCUAUGCACCAUUACCCAUGACUCUAGUGCACAGGAAACAUCUGUAAAGUGUAAGACUCUGCAAAAAAAUUUAGUUUCUCCCCCAUAGAAAGAUGCAAAGUCAAAAUCCCUCCACACAUUGGGGCUUUUUAUACUCUUUCCAUCCUUUACAAAGUGCUGCAACAGGCUACUCUUUGAAUUGAUGUAGAUAUCUUGAGUAACAUACUAUAGUUGUCCCAUCUUUCUCAAAAACACUUUGUUUUAAUACAAGAAAAACUACAUUUAAAGACACUUUAACAAUUUGAACCGCCUUUGUUUGCAUUUCUGCACUCAGCCUUUCUCUAUAUAAAGAGGUAAAGAGGUAAACAGAAGAAGUUUGUGAGGGGAAAACAAGUGUGUCCUGUAAAUGUUUGAUAAACCUGUUGCUCAAGUUAAGAGCUGACUCUGCCCUGUGCAUGUCUUCACCUGGUUUCACUAAAGGGCUGUUACCAUAGAGACACUGUUCACUCAAAAGGCAGAAAGUCAAGUGACGGGUCUGAAGUCUUAGAUCUUUGCUGCUUGUCUGUGAAGACACAGCAAAACACAUGCAGCAGAGGAGUGUGCCCUUGCACAUGUUUGUGUGCUGAAGAAUGACUGACUGAAGGUUUUCUUUUGAUGCAGAACUCUGCAUGGGCGAAUCAACAAAGUCAAGGGACCACAGCUUUGAUUCCUAUGACUCCUAAGAGACCUCAGCAGUGGCUGCAAGUGGUUGGACAUGCAGGUUUGUUUACUGGGACUUACUUUGGUUUCAUUUGGCAUCUUUGGGGGAGGAAAUUAUUGCUUAAACGACAUUAUUCAAAAGUAAUAUAACUUCUGUUUUGCUUAUAUUCACAGGGAGUUUUCAUGUUGGGGAUUAUGGCACAUUACUGAAGAGGUUUUGUGAGGGGGAGCAGCAAUGUUACCUCCGACUGAUGGAUGACUCUCUGAGGCCCUUUGUUCCAGCUUACCAUGGUGUGGUGCAGCGGGAUGAGCAGGAUUACAACAUGAUGGAUAACUUACUGACCCAAUUUAACAUGCCCUCCAUCAUGGACUGCAAGAUGGGCACUCGGUAUGUUUAAGCAAGGCAGGUUUUGUGACUGAGAGCAGGUGGAUAAGUUUUGGGGGGAGGGGUUGAGAAAAUUUGAUAAGGUAGAGCUUCAGUGCUGUGCUUAUUGUCAAAAAGGCAUCAAGUAUGUAACAUUGAAGGAUUAACAUCUUUAAGGAUUACUCGUGGUCUCAGCAGAAAUCUAAAUAGGUUGGGAGACAAUUUAUAAAACACAGAAGCCAUGAGUUUAACAUUUGUUUUAUCUCGUUGGAGGUCUUAGAAAAGGGAAAAUAUAUCUCUUUCAGCUUCACUUGAAACUAAUGAGUCUUAAUUGGAGCAGAAAGUCUUGAAUGUACAACAAAUCUCCUCCAGUUAUAAUAAGGUGUCAACCUUCACAGCACAUACCUCGAGGAGGACUUGGUGAUUGCUCGAGAACGGCCUCAGCCUCGUAAAGACAUGUACGAGAAGAUGGUGGCAGUGGACCCGGAAGCCCCAACGGUCCAGGAGCGAGCCCAGCAGGCGGUACUGAAGACUAGGUACAUGCAGUGGAGGGAGACGCUGAGCUCCACAACAACUCUUGGUUUCCGUAUUGAAGGGUUCAAGGUAAAGUGUGUCAGGUCAUUGAGCUAAUACUGCAGAUCUCUCUGUUGAUAGUGCAACGGUGUCAAGAUGAUCAGUGUUGUGUAUCUUCUGUGUUUCCAAGAGCAGAAGGCAAAUGAAGAAUGUCACACAAACUUCAAAAGGACCAAAAGCAGAGAACAAGUGAUGGAAGCUCUUGAAAACUUUGUCAACUCUAAUCCGACCAUUGUGGUAGGUGUGGCCUUCAGUAACUUUCUUUUUUUUUCUUUUCUCAUAUAUAAAUGUUGUAUCCUCUCCUUCAGUGGGGCUAUCUCAGACGACUAAAACAGCUGCGGCAGGUCUUGGAGGCAUCAGACUUCUUCAAAAGACAUGAGGUCAGUUUAAGAGCGUAAUCUUAAUCAGAUGAAGGAGAAUUUUCUGUUAAAUCAAACUCUUGCAUCGUUUAAUUUUUUCUCCACUGGCUCACACGUACAGGUUGUGGGCAGUUCCUUACUGUUCGUACAUGACUGGACAGGAAGGACAGGAGUGUGGAUGAUUGACUUUGGAAAGACGGCUGCCCUUCCUUCACACCUCACAUUGGACCACCGCACUCCCUGGGUAGAGGGCAAUCGAGAAGAUGGCUACCUGUGGGGUCUCGACAACCUCAUUGAUAUACUGACCAGUAUGCUACCAAUGCCAUGAACGCCAGUUUGUACAUCUGUUGAAACUGAGUUUCGGUUACAGGUGGACUGCCAAUUAAAAGCUGAUGCUGUGAAAGGACUUUGUCUUGGGGGGGAAAGUGUGAUUAGAUGUGAACAUAUUAGGAAAAAUGUGUUAACAACCAAAUUCAUUCCAGAUUUAUUUUGUAUAUUAGGCACACAGUAAUGCUCAAAGGCCUAUACUGUGAAACCUCCAAACAAUUUGACGCUGAGCUUUACUGUGUGCUUAACAUGCUCCCUGUCUCCAGCCUUGUCUGACCCUACAGUCUUGAGAUGUUCAGUAUUUCAGGAAAAAUGAGGAAAUAGCAUUUAUAAGCUCAGAACAUGGCUGUCCUCUCUGGCCUCAGAUGAUCAGAUCAUUGUCACCCAUUGUCAUUAAAAUGGUGCUAAAACUUUGAUGCUGUGAAGUGGACUUGUUUUCUGCAUUUCUUUACAGUAGGUUAUGUAACUAAACCAUUCAUACUAUAUGUCUAUUCAUUUAUUUUUUAUCAUUGUUUGCCUCAAUGUUUUUAUCAUAAACAUAAAAAGUUGCAUGGUAGUUUGGUUGUAAAGAUGUUCAUGCCAUCCAUAUAGUAGAAACCAGUAUCAUGCAGGGUUUUCCUUGUGGUCCAACUACAUUAAACCUGAUUACAUCUCAAGUUACUCGUAUAAUUUUAAAAAAUGUUAAUUCUAGUCUUGUGUUGGACAUUGUUUUGAAAAGAGCUUUAACAUAAGAAUUAAUGUUUUAGCACAGGCUGUGAAAGACAUUUUUGGAGUCUUUAUGUUGUCACCCAUUCGGUUCUGAAGAGACCAUCUUAGGCUCAGGCACCAUAUUAGAAAUACAUCGCUCUAGAUCAACUUAGACAUGAGCAAAGAGUUGAAGUUGAGGCAGGCUUUUGAUCUCCCGGCAAAAAGCUGCACAGCCUCCUCCUGUAAGUCAAUUUAUCUGUGCCCCUUAUUGUUUAAACUUGUGCACAACUCUUAGUCUCUAUGUUAUCUUAAUGGAUAUAAAAGUUUUCCCCUGUACAGUGUGUAUGAAUAAAGUACAGAGCCACAUCUUUACUGUUUUUUUUAACCAGGCUGUGAACACGUUUGUCUUGUAAAAAUGAACAUAUUAACAUUAAGCCUAAUGGAGAAUUCUUGUUUUAUGUGGACAACCUCAAGUGGACUCUUGAGGAAUUGCAGGUUUUAGCAUUUCCUCUAAUUUCACCACCCAGGGGACUGGGCCUGGUUUAUAACUGUGCUGGCUGUAAGUGUUGGUUAUUUGAGUGUUCAGCCGAAAUGUUCUCAUUGUAUGAAACAGCAUUUGGUGGACCACUGAAGAUAGUCCUGAAUCAGUUUAUGAUUCCUGACUUGAACUCCUUAAUGCUCACUUUGAGAAAAGUGUCUUGACUAUUGUGGGAAAGUACAACUCCAAAAAAAAAUCAAAAAACUUUGAUUUUAACAAUAGUUUAUGACAUUUCCAGGAUGUGUGCAUAUCAGAUCUUAGCAUUUUAAAUUGAAGUGUGAAAUGGUCUACAGUAAGUUAACAUGUAAGCAGGAUAAGACCUGUGGUGAGAGUUUAGUAUGCCACCUUCCCCAGUGUUUUUUUUUUUUUUUUUGUCACAUAUUUUGAAUAGAGAGUUUCGGAUGUGAUCAAACAUUUCUUAUCUACCUUUUCUUUUCUGCAGCUCUCCAUUGACUCACACUUUUUAGUGCAAAUUCGAUCGACUUGUCGAGGUACUUGUAUUCUCUCAUGUGACUCCAGACAUUAUCCUGGUACAUGGAGGUUGAUAUUACUUGAUGUUUCUACUGCUUGUUAAAAUAUUUAAUACCAGCCAUUCUGAAAAUCCCCAACUUCAUACAUACUGUAACAGCCGAUCUGUCAACAGGAGACAAAGAUGCCAGUUUGCAGAUUUGAAUAAAGCCUUUUGAUUAAA